GGAAGGUCGGCGGCGGGUAUAUAAGGGACGGGUGUGUCUCCGACCUCCCUACAGUGCCGUGCACCGUACGUUGCCCACCUCGAGUUUGACCACGUUCUCUAUCGAGAGGCGUUCUCAUACCCGUGUGGACGUAACAUCACCAUUCGUGGAAACGACACGCGCUUCACAGAUGGGUCUGCUUCAUGGCUUAACGCCCUCAAGAGCCAUAUGGUAUUCGGACGGCAACGUCAUCCUGGUCGCAGGCAAUCAAGCAUUCCGCGUCCAUAAGGGCAUCCUGUCGCAGUAUUCACCCGUCUUCCGUGACCUCUUCACGAUACCCCAACCGCAGUGCGAGCUGCUCAUUGACGGCUGCGCCGUCGUGCACCUCCCCGAUGACCCCCUCCAUCUGGAGUUCCUUCUCAGUGCCAUGUACGACCGAUCGUUUUUCAAUGGUGCGGGGAAGUCACAACAAAUCGCAGAGGUAGCGGCCGGCAUCCUCGCCCUCGCGCACAAGUACAACAUUGAGAGUUUCUACGAGGAGGCGGUCUAUCGCCUGGCCGAGGAUUACCCGACGACCUUCGACCGUUUUCACUCAACGGAGCAAUACACGUUGGACCCAUUCGAGGCCGCCCACCAUGCCGGCUCAAUCUUUCUGAUUAACGUCGCCCGCCGUCUCCGCACGCCAGAGCUGCUUGAAAUGUUACCUCUCGCUUUCUAUCUGUGCUGCCUGCUAGACGGCGACCUCCUUGUACAUGGCGUAAAAAGGUCGAACGGCGAACGCGAGAAACUCUCCCCUGAUGACUUACGCCGGUGCAUCGACGGGAAGGAAGAACUGAUGAAGGCUAACGGUGCUGCUACCACGUGCCUGGCCCUGUCCCCGGGCAACCUCUCCGAGGAUUGCACUACGCUUGAUGAAUGCAAGGCGGUGCUCCUUGCAAUCAUGCUCGACGCCUUCGAGUCUGACAUCCUCUCGGCCUGUGAUGCCCUGACGAACAUAGGCCCCUGGAUCGAGGAGAAGGCUAAGACGCUCGGUAUGUGCGACAGUUGUGGCGACCAUCUACGCAACACGCACCGCGAUGCGCAGAAGGUGAUAUGGAAUGAUCUGAGAGGGAUCUUCAAUCUUCACGAGCAUAAGCAUUCGUCUGACUAGCUCAUGCCGUCCGGACGCUGAAAGCAAUGUGUAUAUCUUUCUCUAUCGCGACGUCUUCGAAGUCGUGCAUACUGUACGCGUGUCGGACUGGUUUCAACAGUACUCUCCCCCUACGUAUCACAUAUUAUGAUUCUCUAGUUCCUUCCAAUCGGUCGACAGGAUAUGCAUGUAUAAUCC
Rhodofomes roseus is the source of this 1306-nucleotide messenger RNA. RefSeq lists its product as uncharacterized. The transcript has 3 exons. The record is from RefSeq and is a predicted model, not a curated record. NCBI's taxonomy places the organism in Eukaryota, Fungi, Basidiomycota, Agaricomycetes, Polyporales, Fomitopsidaceae. Gene Ontology annotation, molecular function: protein binding. Bases 170 to 1129 code for a protein of 319 amino acids.